Messenger RNA from Cryptomeria japonica (Japanese cedar), 1357 nucleotides. RefSeq names its product heavy metal-associated isoprenylated plant protein 39. Gene Ontology annotation, molecular function: metal ion binding. NCBI's taxonomy places the organism in Eukaryota, Viridiplantae, Streptophyta, Pinopsida, Cupressales, Cupressaceae. The record is from RefSeq and is a predicted model, not a curated record. The transcript has 3 exons. The coding region runs from base 272 to 931 and encodes 219 amino acids.
ACCCACUCUAAAUUUGUGGGGUUUUCUCAAUUCGUUUGCUUUAUUAGUCUUGUAAAACUCCCGUGUGUGACUCUUUGUUUUUAGUCCAAAAGCUGUCCAGUCUAGCUGUUGGAGAUUGGAAUUUGUGCGUCAUCUGACGGAGAUUUUUAGAUGAUAGACGUGGGAGGAAAGUCUUAAAUUUGCACUCUUUCCUUGAAUCUGAAGAAUACCAGCAGGUAGGCCGAGCAGGGGUCUGUGCAGGUAGUCAGGUUUGCAGGAAGAUUUGUACAAGAUGUCUACUACCACUGUUAUGAGGGUGGACAUGGACUGCUACAAAUGCAAGAGAGUUGCCUUGCAAUCUGUCACAAGAAUAGAUGGAAUUGAUACAAUUUCUGUCAGUAUGAAGGACAAGACCUUAACUGUGGUUGGAGAUGUAGAUGCAGUGAGCGUUGUUAAUGAGAUAAGGAGGAAAUUCAAGUGUGCUCACUUACUUAGCACUGGUCCUACACCACCACCACCAGCCCCAAAACCAAAGGAGGAGAAGAAAGAAGAGAAAAAAGAGGAGAAGAAGGAGGAGAAAAAGGAAGAGAAGAAGGAAGAAAAGAAAGAGGAGAAGAAAGAAGAGAAGAAGGAAGAGAAAAAGGAGGAAAAGAAAGAGGAGAAGAAAGAGGAGAAGAAGGACAAAGCAGCAGAUCCUCCUCCCAAAGCAGCAGAUCCUCCUCCCAAAGCAGCAGAUCCUCCUCCCCCUAACCAGAUUAUAUACUAUCCUAAGUAUCCUCCAUGCAUGGUACAUGACCCAGCAUUUGCACCUCCUCAACACUGUGGAUGUGGUGCAUGUUCAAGCAGAUCAGAUAUACUGUGGCCUAGGUACCAUCCUCCUAGGGCUUCAAAUCCUGAUGAAGUCUGGUAUGUAUGGAAUGAGGAGCAACAAAAUGCCUGCACCAUUUGUUAGAUCAAGGAUCUUCAUUCUGCCAUUUCUGCUACAGAUGAAAUUAAUUUCUUCUUCUAUGAAUAACUGUUCUAUGUUAAUAUUUGGUAGGAUUUAAGUCUGUGGGUGGGUGUACCCCCUAGAGUAUUUUGUGUUCCAUAAACCCAACUGCUAACUGUAAGAAUGGAAGCAUAUUCUAUUCUCUGGCAGAGACAAAUGUCUACCAUACAUUUGUGGGUUAAUAGAUUAGUGGUAUGUCGUUGUAUAAAGGCUUCUGAGAAAAGUUAAAAUACUUUUUGAUAAGAGUCCAGUGUUGCUCAAUGUGACUACCAAAUGUUACUGGGUAACGAGCACACAGAAUGGUGAUAGUGGAGAAAGAUAAGACAUCUUUUUCAUGUCAUUUUAUUUUUUGCUAUUCAUAAAUGCAGUGGUAUGCACAAUUCAAACUGA